AAUGCAGGAUCGGUCUCGAGUUGAAUGCAAUCGUCUGUCAGCUCGUCUACAUCGGUUUGAAAAUAGUAGUCUCGUCCUCGAUCAAGAUACACAACAUGCCAGGUCUCCAACUCUCACGCCUCCUCCACCACACCUCUCAAGCUCCCAUAGCGCCGUUCCUAAGGUAAAAACCAAAAUCCAAACCAUGGAGUGAGUCUUCAAAAAUACUUUGCUUCGAUUAUAACCAUGUCCAUGAUGUAGCGUAGCUUUAGGUAGCACAUGACUUUUCAUCUUUCAGCACUUGUUCUGCUCAAGAAUCAUGGUAGGUAUGCUCCUCUACUAACACGAAAAUAUAUUAUUUCAUCGAACAUCUGCCAAUUAUGCAUCCAAACAACUCAUAGUGUUCUUGUUGUAAACUUAUGAGGUGUAUUAUUUAAUCUGUGAGUAAUAUCACGGAAGAUACAACUUGUAACACUACUAGUAUUAGUGAUGACGCUGAUUUACGUUUAGCUGCUACAAAAUAGCGUAGUGAAAAAAUGUCGUCAGCUUCUAUGCAUUAUCGUGCCUUGCACGAGAAGCAGUUUCAGCAACUGCUAAAAAAUGAAGGCGCGUACAAAAGACUCCGUAUGAUCCGGGAUUGCGAAGCGCAAUAUCUGCCGGGGGUAAUGUUUUUGAUACUGUUUGAAGAAUAUUCCACUUGGUGUUGGUUGUUCGAGACAUGCUGACGAGAAAGACAGCACUGAGUCUAUUGUGCUUUUUGCAUAAUUUUUUUACAGCCAUGGUCAUUAGGAAUUGUUGAUGUCAGUGUUCACUUCGUUGAAGGACGAGUGUCAGAAAAUUCCGCUAGAGUAGCAGAUUAUGCUUGUAGUCAUUCAUAAAACCUAUUGCCUUUUCGUUUUUGUGUCUGCAUCGCAGGACUUGACUCUAUCUGUGUCCCUAGCAACUUUGAUUUCCUUUUCCCUAUUUUCAAAAAUAGAAGCGACGUCCACGACGUGCGCAGUCAUUGGAAAAGUACCAUAAGGCUCGUGGUCUCGGAGCGGCAGUUACCUAUGGCGGUGCAGCAAGAGGCACCUCCCAACAUCGCUCUCCGAGUUUGUCAACACUAGACCCAAGUCUCGAAAUGUCGAUGUCACCACCACCUCCGAGAAACGCUGCGCCAAGCCCCUUCGGGCAGCGCAAGGUGAUCCACCAUCCCUAUCCGGAAAUAAAAGGAGAUGCGAGUGCGAGGAAGUACUUUUCACUUUGCUCCUUAUGGUUCAAGUCUUUUGACUUUGCUGGUUAUGGUUCUUUGGUGUUCAAGUGCCUACGAUGAACAUGAAGUAGAUCUUGUUUAUUUUCCCUAACUUCUUUGUCGUGCAUGAAGAUCGUCCUCCAUCCUGAUUCUUUUGUCCCCACCACCACAGCAUCUCUCCCGAAGCAGAUCCGCUCUCCUACUCGAUGCCAAUUUUGCCGAAACUAGCCGGUAUGCCACGUCAAGGCAACUCGACCACCACGACGAAUAAGGAACCAUCAAGCAAAGGCAUUGAAUCCCAGCGCAGUCAACAGCCGUUUCAGUACUACUCCGAAGAGAAGUCCAGUACUCUGAACCAUGUCACUUUCUCCGCCAGAAGAAAGUUGGAGCUGGCGAGCAUUACGAGGGAAUUGGUACUAUCUAUCAUCAUGUGAUUGCAUUUUUGAUCCUUGUAGUGAAGAUGAGCCGGACCGUGAGGAAUGUACUUGAGACCGCAAGAAAAAUGACAGUCAUUUUCUUCUCCUUGGUCCCACAUCUACGAAGUCUCCUUCCCACAUCCAAUCAAUCAUUCUCUUCUCCUUCUCAAUCAUUCUCUUCUCCUUCUCAUCUCCCUCCAAGGUCGCGGAACUCAAAUCUCCUCCACCUGGAAGUCCACUCGCGAGUCGUGCCAACACACCCAAAAGGCGGCGCUCUCAGAGCCCGCGCAUGGAUGGAACCGCAUCACGAAGAGGAAGCCAGAGAUCGGAGGCUAACAUUAUGCUGAAGGUUUCUGUCAAAGUGAACGUGAAAGCUACAUUGAUUCAUGAAAUAACCAAACAGCGAGAAGCCGUGUUUAUUUUCUGCAAAAUCCCGGCUCUAUUCUAGCUGCAAGAAAAAAACAUUUGCUCUAUUCUAGAAGUUGUAUCUCUUCUCCUCUAACCUUCCCGGUGAGCACAAGCGUCAGUUCUGCGCUGUCUUGCGACGAAAAUUCGGUUCCGUUUGCAGUGGAUGGCGCUUCGGAUUCCGAUACGAUGGCGCUGUCCAUUUCAGUGAGUUCUGCAGUGCAUGCAGACAACAUGGUAUUGGUGGAGACAUUCGAAGCGUCUGGGCUGAGUUGGAUGCCAACCAGACUGGUGUGGUCAAACUAGAAGAUGUGCACCCGCAAGCAGCAGCGACAUUGAAAGCGUUCUAUGAACAGUACUCGAGUUCUUCAGGGAAGUCGUUUCGUAGGUCCAAUCCGAACCGAAUAACAUCAUCACUUGAGUUUUUGAGAUUUGGACUUUGCUUCUCUCUCUCUAGGUUACUGCAACCCAGUGUUCUUGAGUAUCACUAGUGAUUGUGAUGUUAAUCUCAAGCACAAAAUUAAACCAUGACUAUGAUCCCACAACAUCACCGAACAACCCCAACCCUCCCAAUCCCAAUCACCCCCCAGGGUCCAAGCCAAAGCGAAGAACACUCUUGCUGCAUGGCGCAUCCUCGAUCCGCACAACACACAACAAGUGGAGAAACAUCAGUUCAUUUCGAGGAUUAAGAAGAUGAACUACGAAGGAGACCCAGAACAGGUGUGGCCGUUUUUGCUGGCGCCAUUCAAGAAGACACUGUCUGUUGACGAGUUUGACCCGGUUGCCGGUUUGGCCCAACGCCGUGGUGACGAUGACAUGUUGGCUUUGACCGAGAACUCGGUGAACUACAAGAGGGCGAUGGUACAAAAACUAUUUUUCGAUGAUUGACUAUAAGACUCAAAAAAAUGGAUACGCUGUACAACUAGGUUUCUUGAUGUCAAGGAGAAUGAUUGCAGCACCUGCUCAGUCUUAUAAUGACUCCAAAAGCCUGCAUCCAAGAUGUACUCCCAAAUCUUUUUCCAGACCCUCAAAGCCCGUCAAGAGUUGGCUAAGGAACAAGGCCGCCACUUGCUCAAAACGAUGUCUGCUCGUACUGUCGAGGAAUUUAAGGAUCUGCUGAAGAGGCGAUAUAGCAACCUUUGGCGUGCCUGGUUAAGGGUGUAGGUAAUGCAUCUUUGACGGCAUCCUUGAAAGGUAUCAGGGAGUAUUAGUAUUACAAGGGAAUGCCCCCCCAUACUUUUCAAGGAUGCACUUGAAAGAUGAACUACGGACCUUUCUAACCUGGCGUAAGGGUCUAGGUUGUGACGCCACCAAGAAACUGUCCUUUACCGAGUUCUGUCAGGCAUGCCGUGACGUCGGGUUUCAUGGUACUACAUUAAUUCGUCGUUGGGUCGUUUGCCAAUUUUUAUAGCGGUUUUGACCUUAAUACAACAAGAAAAAGAUGACAUUGAUUUUGACAUUCUAUCAUCUCCAAAUCUUCGACGCAACAAGUACGCAACAUUUAUAUUUAUUACCAUAGUAAGUACUACUACUAACACUAGUAAGAACAACAACCACCUCCAUAACCACCUUCUUUCAGGCAACGUGAAGGGCACUUUCAUGGAGAUGGAUGAUGACAAUUCUGGCGUCAUCUCUCUGAAAGAACUCGACGAACCUACCUACAACAAGAUCUUGAACUUCCGCCGUCUCUGCAUCGAAAAGAAGGGCUCCCUACUCGAAGCGUGGAUCUGCCACUUCGAUCUGAAGCACAGUGGGCGAGUGGAACUGCCGGAAUGGAAGAAGAAGUGUGAGGAAUUGGGCUACAAGGAGAGCGCGGAAGAAAUGUUCCGCUUGCUGUUGCUGGAGGAUCGCAACUUCAUGAACGUGGAAGAUUUUGACGGCAAAGUUGCAGGAGCAGUGCGGUUGGACGACUAUCGCGCGUUGCUGGACCCGACGUACUUCUAGAACUCUACUUACUUCUAAGUAAGUAGAACUUUACGUUCACUCAGAAGUAGUAGUAGAGAUCAUGAUCAUGGACCCUUAAUAUUUUUUUUCAUCAACUUGAUGUAUGAAGAUUUCGGCAUUCUAGCUAGUACAACACGAGUUGAAAUUAUAUUUCGACAUCACCAUUAACACUACAGUCUACUCAAUGCAAAUGCAUCCACUUAGAUCAAAACAAACUCACACCUGUCGACAAUCGGAUUCAACUACAACAGUCGUGAGCUCGCUUUGGACGAAUCCCCAACUGGCUCUCCUGAGAAUUCGCCGUCUCCGCGAAAGGGUCCUAUGGACCAAACCUUCGAGGAACGACAGGAGGAGACGAUCAGAAGUCAAUUAAAACGUGCUAAGGACAUGGCGAGACAGAAAUUUGGUACUGAUUCUGAAUCUUAUAUUUCAUGAUUAUUCGUCCCUAUUGGUUCUGCUUCUUUAUGUUAUUACUCAGAGGAUAAUUUUAGUUUGGUCUGCUCCACCAACAUUAUUCAGAAGAUAAUGAAUCAUUCUUUAUGAAUGAAUGAAUGAAUGCAGUAGGGCUGCGUUUCAAUUUCUCCUGCCAAGAAAAGCAAGAAGGUCUCUACGAAGCGUAAACGUAACUACAAUGCCACGGAGGUGAAGGCCUCUCUCCUAGCAGGUUCUUUCAAGGUUCAAGGUUCAACCCUUGAAUCUAGAUGAAAGCCUCUCUCUUAGCAGGUUCUUUCAAGGUUCAAGGUUCAACCCUUGAACCUAGAUGAAAGCCUCUCUUCUAACAGGUUCUUUCAAGGUUCAAGGUUCAAAACCCUCGAACCUAGAUGAAAGCCUCUCUCCUACUGCACUAAAAGCUGUAGGGGCAGUAGCGUAGUUGUUAAGGAGAUUAAGAACUCCCCCCUACGCCGGUAGCUACGCGGAAAAUACGCAGGUAGGAUUUGAUUUAUCGGAACUCGCUCGCAAAACACGCAGGUAAGUUUUGACUUAUCGGAACUCGCUCGCACUACAAAAAAAAAAAAAAAAGCGAGAUUAAUUGGAUUGUAUUGUAAUAGGUUCUUUCACUUUCCCUCUACAUGAUCCAACCUCAACACAACUCACAACACAACUGACAACACAACAGCCAUGCUCCGCCGUCGUGCUUCUUACCUGGACGCUGGUGAAGAUCUGGGUCCUCAGGAUAUGCACUCCUUCAAGGCCAUGCUGAAGCGUAAGUUUGGAUCGGUUGCUCGUGGUUGGCGUGCAGGUAUGUGCCGCGACAGCUGCAACGAAGGUGGAAAACUGGCUUUCAACGAGUUCUGUAAUGCCGCUCGUGCCUUGGGAUAUGUGGGGAACUUGAGUUAUCUCUUCAAGACGAUGGAUGACGAUGGUAACGGUCGCAUCUCUUUGGAUGAGUUAGAUCCGGAUGCCCAACGCAGAAUCGACACCUUCAACAGGCUGUGCUGUCAGAAGUACGGAAAUCUGGUGAACGCCUGGAAGAAGGGCUUGGAUGAAGACAAAUCCGGUCGCUUGGAAUUGGAUGAGUUUAUUAGGAAGUGCGGGGAAUUGGGGUAACUUUUUAAUAUUAGAGUUGGAUUUUGAGUUCAUGAGGUCAUCGUCAGGAUUUUGAGUUCAUGAGUUCAUCGUCAACAUCUGAAGAUUAUCUUCAUGAUGGGACAAGAACAAGAUCAUCUAUGAAACCUCUUUGCCUCCUUCCAGAUACCCCGAAGACCCCAAGCUGCUGUUUAACACGAUGCUCCUCGAGCAGGGACGGCAAUACCUGACAAUGGGAGACUUGGAUCCGUUUUUGAUGAAAAACUAUCUCUCUGGACACCACGAGCUCAUCUUGUUAAGGUCAGCUCUUAUCCAUCCUUCUCGGCAUCUCGGUACCCUUUUCCCUUGUAUUCUCAUGAAAUACAAGGUAAAAGGGGUCAAGAUGAGGGGGCCGAAGUGCAAUCUCGCGGACUCUAAUCUUGGCGCCAAAAUUGACUUCCGCUGACCGCAUGCGCAUGACAUUUCAAGAACGUCAGAGCCAGAGUUUCUCUGCACGAUUGGCCAACUUCAUGGGCUUGGAAAAGAGGGAGGCGCUUGUGAAGUACUUUCUUCUUUUGUCAGUCUUCUUUUCAUUGUGUUGCUGUCAGAGUCACUAGUUGAUGGGUUGCAAAGCAAAGUUGGUUAUGCAGAGAACGCAGCAAAUUUUGUUCAAUGAAGAUCUUUGUUUCGCGAAGACGCGACCACUUAUUAUUCCAAACCACAGAGCCGAAAAAGAAAAGAAGGCUGCUAUGUUGGCUGCCAAAUCUGAGGAAGGAUUCAAGCAGCAGAUUGUGAGAAGGCACGGCUCUAUGGCUCGCGCCUGGCGAUACGGUUUGGAUAGCGAUGGAAACGGUAAACUUAUUCUCUAGUAGGCUUUUCAUGGGAAAGAUGUAGAUUUUUCAUUAGAUGAGAAUUAGAAUAAGUUCCUAAAACAACUAGGUACGUCGUUUAUCUUCCCUCUACUCACCACGUAGGUCGCCUCUCCUUCAACGAGUUUAUGCAAGCUGCGCGUACUCUCGGUUACGCUGGAAAUAUGAAGACCCUCUGGGUCGUCCUCGGUGGGGAAGAGAUGGGCUUCCUCGGUAUGCAACACCUCGACAAACCGCUCAAAGACGACUUAGACGCUUUCAAGAAGUGCCUCUUGGAACGCUACACCACUAUCGUCGAUGCUUGGGCAGCCUUGUUGGACCUACAGCCUGGCCAAACCAAGAACGAUGAGAUCGAUUUCGAUGAGUUCAAGGAGAUAUGCAGUAUUGUUGGCUUCGAGUCUAAGUCUCAGAGUCUGAAAGACUUCUUCGGCAAGCAGUUGAUCGCUGAGUCCCAUCGUAGAGCGUUGAUCUUGUCAGAUUUGAAGAUCUUGAUGUUGGAAAUGGACAAAAAGACUUACAACGAGCAGUGGUUUGGAGGGGCGGACAGGGCCAAGGAGUGGAUGAAGACCUAUAAUGCGCAUAGCGGGAAGCAGCAGACGGUAUUUUUGGAAGUUUUUAGAACUGAGUUUGCAGAUGUUGCUGUUCUUGUCGUUGUGCCGCAGGUACUCUAAGUAAACUCCCAAACGACAUCCUUCGACAUCUCACCCACAAUCAAUCACAGGUUGCCGCCGAAAUCGCCAAAGAGAAGGAGGAGUACGAGAAGAAGAUGGGGGCGAUUAUUGCGAAGUCUAAGGAGGGUUUCAAAAAGAUGGUUUUGCACCGAUAUGGCUCGCUCUUGCGUGCCUGGAGACAGGGUCUGGAUACGGAUGGCAACGGUACGACCAAUACUAUCUUAUGCUCGAAGUUCGUCGAUGUCGAAGUCUUUACUUUAGGGUGACAUUAUUUUAGGGUCUCAGGCGAGCAUCUUGAAUCCAUUUUUUUAAUUACGCUCAUCACAACUCUUCUCUUCGUGCCUACAUUAUGCUUUCUCCUCAAAAACCGCAUCAGGCCGUCUCUCCUACAACGAAUUUAUCAUGGCUGCGCGUACAUUCGGUUACACAGGAAAUAUCAAAAACCUUUGGGAGUCACUCGGGGGAUUCGAGACAGGUAAAUACUUGUCACCUAGAGCUGCAUGGUCCAGAACCGAGCUACUCAGCUUUUCGAUUAGAGGAAAGACUUCUGACUAUCGGGGUGCUUCACUACAUAGCACGCUUUGAAUCCCAUCAGCUUUCUUCUACCAGCUACAGCUUCCUCCUCCCCACACACCCUACAGGCUUCCUCGGUUUGGCUGCGUUUGAGCCCGAUCUCAGAGAUGACGUGCACGCUUUCAAGAACUGCCUGCUCGACAGGUAUGGAUGCAUCAUUCUCUCAUGGGAAGGCAUGCUUAGGGAGAUCAAGGAGGAGACGGGUAAUAGAAUCCUUUUAGAUGAAAAUCCUUUUAGAUGAGAAUCCUUAGAUGAGGUGGUGGAUGAUGAGAAUCUAGAAGACAGAAAUAGAAUCCGUGCUGUCUUUUAGAUGAGAAUAGGCACCGCCGUGCCUAAUCUGCUUCGUUUUCAUUGCAACUCACUGACAAAUGACAAUAGGAAAGACGACUAAAAAGGCAUGAGAGGCACAAUAGUAAAACCACACGCCGCGGCUAUGAAGCUUUGUGUAUAACAAGGUAAAUCCUCUUGCUAUGACGUUGCCAAAGGAAUUCAACCACUGCACAAAUCACAGGUAAGACAAAGCCCGACGUCGAUUGGGAAGACUUCAAGUUAGUUGUUGGCAAAAUCGGCUUUACACCGAAGACCUCCUUGAAGAAAUUCUUCCACAAAGAGCUGAUUGCUGAGGCAGGCCGCACAAGGUUACUGCUGGAGGAUUUGGACGUGCUGAUGAUUGAGCUCGACAGGAAGCAGUACCAGACUCAAUGGUACCAUUUGCGUUUUUGUUUUCAGUGUUUUUUCUUCUAAGGCUACUCUCUCAUUUUUAGGUUUUCUCGGCAUGACAGCAUAGAAGUAUAUUUUUGUCAGAGUCGAGCAUUCCCGAACCCGCCUCACCCUUCCAGGUACGGUUCCGUCGAAGCUGCGAAGAGUGCCGCUUUGUUGAAACACGGAACAGGAACUCUGCACAGGACUAAGUCUAACGUUUUGGAGCUUCAGAGACGGCAGAAGACGAUGGACGCAGCAAUGUUCGACUCAAUGAAAACGGAUGAGAUCAAUUAUGGAAAUCGUGUUGGUGUAGUAUUCCAUGGCGAAAUAAUCACUUCACUCCGAUCUCGAAAUACUCACGAUUUCGCUCCGCUGUUCCCUAUCCGGUGAUUAUUGUCUUCAAAACCUUCCCUAGUACGCCUCUACCUCUAACCCCCAAAGCGCGUAUCGAAGACCAUGGGACCCACCGUAAAUACCGAAAAAAAUCCUCGAUUCCGAAGCAACAGUAUGCAAGCGCUCCAAAGUAAGAAGAGAAUGGGCAGCAGUGGCAUUCCCGCUGGACGCAGUGUCCGUAGUCAGUCACACAGCACGGCGCGCAGAGAAUUUACCAUUGCGCCAGAUGAAAUGCCGGAAGAAUUAUGGCCGUUUGACCCCUACUACUCCCUGACAUUAUCUCUCGAUCACAGUCACAGAUGUGCGUGUGCCCAUUUUUCCGUGCAGCAUAUUUUUAGAUCUUUCGUGAGAAUUUUUGAGUAGAUGUUUCUCUGUCUGAAUGUGAAUGGAUCCUCUAAUCGUCGCCCCCGCUCCAGUCGAAGAAAAGCCAGCCGUAGUCGUGGAAAAGCGUGCACCAUCUAAGGAGGAGCAGAAUCCUUCGCUUGCGCUUGACGAGGCGGCAGAAGAGGACUUAGCCAGCACCAAGCCAGCACCAAAACCUAAGCGAUUGGGUAAAGGCAUGCGAUCGAUGACCAUGAGAAUCGAAGAAAUGCCACAGGAUCUGGAUGAGGUAUGAAGAGGCGUUUUUGAUGCUCGUAGUGUGUUGAAGUGGUGUUUCGGCUGUUGUCUUUCAGCAUGAUGAAGAUAGGAGAUCCAGAUCAAUUCCCAAGAAAGAGUUCAUGAAAGUGAAGAGCUGUUGAAGAAAUAAUGAAAAAAGAUCUGUGGUUUCGUUGCUAAUGCGCAUGCAGUUCUACUACCCGUAGUCAUCUAUCCCCGAGACCAACCCCCACCUUCAUUCUCCGCUGACGACAACGCGAUUGCAGCAGCAUUAAAACCAGUUGUGGAUGAGGCGGGUCUCUUCGACCAUCUUCUUACAGAAGAAGCAACUAAAUCUGACGAGGUAGUAGAAGAAAAAGAUCCUUACGCCGAAGAUGACUUCGAGGCGGAUGAUGCGCCAGUUGUUGCGACAGUGGCUGACGUGCCAGAAGUAGAAGAGGCACCAGCUGAAGUUGCUGCUCCUGUGGAUGAAUCAGCUGCAGUUUCUGCAGGUGAACCAGCGCCAGCGGCUGCAGAAGAAGAAGAAGAAGAAGAAGCUACUCCUCCUGCACCAGCAGCAGCCGAAGAAGAGGAAGAACCAGCUGCUGAAGAGGCACCUGCGGCAGCGGAAGCGGCUAAGGAGGAAGUUGAUCCCCUUGGCGCAACAACGAUGGCUGAAGAUACACUAGUAGAAGGCGAUGCGACAGUGACAAUGGGAGAAGAUGCUACACUAGCUGAGGGUACGACAAUGGCGGAGGCGACAGUCGAAGAAGCAGCUCCGACUGAGGAACCGGUAGCAGAGGAGGCAGCGCCAGCGGUGGAGGAAGAGCCAGCUGCUGCCGCGGAGGAGGCACCUACUGUAGCGGCUCAAGAACCAGCAGCAGAAGAGGCUGCUGCACCAGCUGAGGCAGACCCAGCUGCAGCUGAGGAAGCACCGGCAGCGGCUGAAGAAGAGGCUGUACCAGCUGAGGCGGCACCAGCGGAAGAAGCUCCAGCAGCUGCUGAGGAGGCGCCAGCUUCGCCAGCAGAGGAAUACGCUGAAGAAUUCGAGAAGGAAGAAUAGAUCUAAAGAUUGACGUAAAGGUAUCAGUAGUCAUAUGUGGUUAUACUCAUGUGGAACAAGGGUACAGAUAGCAGGCUAAAAGACGGAUUACAGAACUGACGCUAAAAACUAGAAUGAAGAUGAACUAUCUUACGUUUACAAAACACAACAGAAAUAUUGACUUCGACGUCGUUCAUGAUCAUAAUUGAACUCUAAAUCUAAUCUACACUAAGUGAUAUCGAUCCCAAGAUGCGACCAUCUCUAUCUUACAACUAGGCAAAGUUGUCAAUAUUAACUAGCUCAGCAAGAACUUUAAGAUCAGAGCACUCUGCUUGUCCCAAUCACUGAGGGAGUGCCUCUAAGUCGUAAAUUGAUCAUAGCAAGUCAGCUACUUCGCAAGUACUAUCUACCUACUGAACUUCUACUAGACGCUUCGGCGUUUGAAAUGCAGACUACUGACAAAGAGGAGAACUACAACAAUGAGAACAAUUAUUCAGUCCAAACGCAAACACAGAACUGCACACACGACUUGGAUUUUCGAUACAACCAUGCAGCCGUAUACACGAAUCAUUAUUCGAAUGGACGCCAUCGCCAUGUGGGGACACAUAGCUGAUCCUUCUGAUAGGGUCGUCAGUGGACCGACCGAACCUGAGAAUAGAUAGCAACUUCAAGCAGGAGCAACACAUCUAAAUUACAGAGAUCGUCACAAUGUCAUACUUACACCAGAGCAACAAGAUUUGCACAGGAAACAUGAAUUAUUUAGAUCGGGAACGGAAUUUCUACUAGAAUAGCAACACCAGCUGAAUAACCUGGGUGAUGAACAGUUAACGCGCCAAAUACGCAGCUGCGCAGAAUUUCAUAUCGUAUUGAAGGAUAGUGAUCAACUAGAGUGAACAGCUACACCAAGGGCACAAGAACAGGCACGAUAAUCAUGCAUAUCAGGACCUUCUAAAUGAGAGUAUCAGGAAAGAGCGGAAUUCUAACAUCAGUAAGAUUUAGGAACGGUGUAACAAGUGGCAAUUGGAACAAGAGUCUAUCUAUUUCAAUGGGCUCACACAAGAGCUCCCCAUCUUCUAAUGAUUGAUCCUCUGAAGAUUGUACAAUAAAAGGUUGGCAAUGCAACUAGGUGUUAACUAUUAUAGAUCUAGUCUACAAUGGACUCUCAACAGUCACAGGGCUUUUCCUCACAACCUAAAUUCGGGCUUAAAACCUCGAGAUCACAACUAGCGUCGCACUGAGUCGAGAUCUAAAAAAUCGUGCUCCACAGGGAAAGAUGCCUUAC
Messenger RNA from Amoebophrya sp. A25, 11589 nucleotides. The record is from the annotation of a GenBank genome assembly. Lineage: Eukaryota; Dinophyceae; Syndiniales; Amoebophryaceae.